Musa acuminata AAA Group (dessert banana) is the source of this 654-nucleotide messenger RNA. Its product is annotated as glutaredoxin-like. Bases 146 to 481 code for a protein of 111 amino acids. The transcript is spliced from 4 exons. Gene Ontology annotation, cellular component: cytoplasm. Lineage: Eukaryota; Viridiplantae; Streptophyta; Magnoliopsida; Zingiberales; Musaceae. The record is from RefSeq and is a predicted model, not a curated record. Gene Ontology annotation, biological process: cellular response to oxidative stress. Gene Ontology annotation, molecular function: glutathione disulfide oxidoreductase activity.
UCCGGACGUCUACACGUCUUUGAAUACGAGGUUGGUCAAAACGGCGACCGUUUCCUGUUUGUUCUCUCGGGGCCGUCGACGACUAUAGAGAAAGCGGAGGAGUCGAGUAGCGGCAGCAGCUGGAAGUGGCGCGGUAGAGGCGAUCAUGGCUCUCGUCAAGGCUAAGCAAAUCGUUUCAUCCAACCCCGUCGUUGUCUUCAGCAAGUCAUACUGCCCAUACUGCACAAGGGUUAAGCAGUUGCUAACACAAUUGGGGGCCAAGUACAAAGCAAUUGAGUUGGAUGUUGAGAGUGAUGGGCCUCAAAUACAAGAAGCAUUGGCAGAAUGGACUGGGCAGAGAACUGUUCCAAAUGUUUUUGUUGGUGGGAAACAUAUUGGUGGCUGUGAUAAUACCAUGGCGAGUCACGGUAAAGGCGAGCUGGUCCCUCUGCUAGUUGAUGCUGGUGCCGUUGUUGCUCGUGCAGCAUAUCGCGUUGUUUAAAUACUAGUAAGAUGUCUGAUCUCAGCCUUUCCAGAAUAAAAGAUGAGGGAACUUCUGUUCAGGACUUUGUUUCUUCGUCACUGCCAUGUCAAAACGUUUUCUUCACAUCAGUUUGGGUGCUAUUGUUAUAAAUCUAUAAACCGAAGAUGUGAAUUCUGGUCUGUUUCUUUCUA